Messenger RNA from Eimeria necatrix, 162 nucleotides. RefSeq lists its product as hypothetical. The record is from RefSeq and is a predicted model, not a curated record. Lineage: Eukaryota; Apicomplexa; Conoidasida; Eucoccidiorida; Eimeriidae. The transcript has a single exon. The coding region runs from base 1 to 162 and encodes 53 amino acids.
AUGAGGGCCUGCGCUGUGUUGCGGAUGUCUUCUAACAAACGAGAAGCUGUGACGAAGACAAGCCGGCUCCGCGCCUCCAGCAGCUGCAGCAAACAAGCAGCAGCAGCAGCAGCAGCAGCAGCAGCAGCAGCAGCGGCAGCAGCAGAAGGGUUCGUGAACUAG